AUGAGGCGCCAGAACUGUCUUUCUCUACCUACUACCAAUGACGAAGAUAUUAUAACUACGAUUAACGAAGAUAUUUGUACAGUUGAUAAUAGUAUAAAUAAGGGGAAUUAUUUGGUGUACUCAGAAGAAAACGAUAAAAAUAUGGUUCAAUGUAUAACAUGUGAUAGCAAAAUCCAUGAGAGUGGCACAAUAUCUGUGGAGAAAGACUUGUUAUGUAAGCUUUGUAGCAGAACUAAAAAAACCGAAAACCAGCGAAGAGAAGCACAUUGUAAUUUGGAAUUACAGGCUAUAAACAUGAAAACUAGAUCAAAUAAAAAAUUCCCUCCGGCACGUGUUGGAAACACAGUAAGAGUACCAAUUUCAGAUGUUGAUCGAGGACGAGGAGAAGCUCAUAAUGUUUUGGCGUGUGUUUUGGAAGUUACGGAAGAUGGAUUUUAUCGUUUAGGAAAUAAAACAGGUGUUCUGAAACAACUUUAUGCCAGAUCCCAAUUUACAGUCUGUCAACAAAAUUUUGUGGCUUUAGAUGAAGUAAACCACGAAAAAGAAUUGGGUUUACGAUCUAUUGCCACUCAAGAAGCAACUGGAUCUGGACAAGGAUUUAUUAAAUGUUCAUGUGCGACAAGAUGUCAAAAUAACAGAUGUAAGUGUUUAAAAAAUAAAAUUCAUUGCAAUUCAAAAUGUCAUCCUAACCUACAGUGUUGUAAUAAAUAA
Molecule: messenger RNA, 711 nt
Organism: Macrosiphum euphorbiae (potato aphid)
Lineage: Eukaryota; Metazoa; Arthropoda; Insecta; Hemiptera; Aphididae
Source: the annotation of a GenBank genome assembly